AGCACCAGGGCUGGAACUGAGUCGCUGCCGAACCCAGGCCCAUCUGUGAGGAUCUGCGAGGGAGGACAGGCGGUUCACCAUGGGUGGCUUUUUUUCAAGCAUUUUUUCCAGUCUCUUUGGAACCCGGGAAAUGAGGAUUUUGAUUUUGGGAUUAGACGGUGCAGGAAAAACCACAAUUUUAUAUCGUUUACAGGUUGGAGAAGUCGUUACUACUAUUCCUACUAUUGGAUUUAAUGUAGAGACAGUGACAUACAAAAACCUUAAAUUCCAAGUUUGGGACCUAGGAGGACAGACAAGUUUCAGGCCAUAUUGGAGGUGUUAUUAUUCAAAUACAGAUGCAGUCAUUUAUGUGGUAGACAGUUGUGACCGAGACAGAAUUGGCAUUUCCAAGUCAGAAUUAGUUGCUAUGUUGGAGGAAGAAGAGCUGAGAAAAGCAAUUUUAGUGGUGUUUGCAAAUAAGCAGGACAUGGAGCAGACCAUGACGCCCUCAGAGAUGGCAAAUUCACUUGGGUUGCCUGCCUUGAAGGAUCGGAAAUGGCAGAUAUUCAAAACAUUAGCAACCAAAGGCACUGGACCUGAUGAGGCAAUGAAAUGGCUGGUGGAAACAUUGAAAAGCAGGCAGUAAUUCAAUCACUCCAACUCCUCUGAAACAAAGACAUCGGCAACAGGUGUGCUUCACGUGACUACAUGUAAAAACUGAUUGAUGGCAU
This is a messenger RNA of Perognathus longimembris pacificus (Pacific pocket mouse), 710 nucleotides long. RefSeq names its product ADP-ribosylation factor-like protein 1. Gene Ontology annotation, cellular component: cytoplasm; Golgi apparatus. Gene Ontology annotation, molecular function: GTPase activity; GTP binding. Bases 80 to 625 code for a protein of 181 amino acids. The record is from RefSeq and is a predicted model, not a curated record. The transcript has a single exon. Gene Ontology annotation, biological process: vesicle-mediated transport; intracellular protein transport. Lineage: Eukaryota; Metazoa; Chordata; Mammalia; Rodentia; Heteromyidae.